Paramecium tetraurelia is the source of this 2043-nucleotide messenger RNA. RefSeq lists its product as uncharacterized. The transcript is spliced from 4 exons. Lineage: Eukaryota; Ciliophora; Oligohymenophorea; Peniculida; Parameciidae. The record is from RefSeq and is a predicted model, not a curated record.
AUGUAAAUAAUAAAAUUAGCACUUCCACAGAUUCUGAAUGUUCUGUUCUCGAUUUUCUGUAUCAUUUACCUGCAACUUAGAGGCUAAAUAUUCAAUUUACUAAUUCCUCAAAUCAUUUUUUUAGUUUUCGGAAUAAUUUUUAGUCUUGCAGCCAUUAGAAAAACUAAUUAGAACAUAUAGUAAAUCGAUCAUUCUCCAAUGUUUUUUACGAUAUUAUUGCUUUUAUAAUUUGCAAGCCUAUUGUAUUUGAGUAAUGAUAAUUUAUCAGAAAAUCUACUUAGUUUACUCUUUGGAAACAUGCUCCAACUAUAAAAAUUGAAAUCAAAUGAAAAAAAUGAGAAAAGACAAUUCCUUAACAUCAAAAUUCUUCUUUAGGCUAUUGCCCUUUUACUUAUUUUCAUUGUCCUUAUUAUAUUCAAACAUAUGACCAAUCAUAUUGAAUAUUUGAUCAUCGCAGCAAUUAUGAUCCUUAUAGUAUGUUCAUAUGAAUUUCUCCUAUCGAAUAACAAAAACUAACCCCUAUAAAUCGAAUAAAGCAAGACAAUUGUUCAAAGAAGAGUCAGCCUCCCUAUUUAAUCAUAAUAUCCUCCUCAAAAUCCAUAGAGUAUGUGGGAAAAAUUUAUCGAAUAACAGUAUAUCUUUGUUUCUUAUCGAAAUAACGAAGUUGUAAUUGAAAAAAUGAGUUCAUCUCUUAUGUAAAUUUUAAAAGAGAAAACUUUAACAAUUGAAGAAUAUUUGAAAAAGAUUUAAUUGUUUAAUAUUCCUUACGAAAGCGAGUAUAUCUUAACAAACAAUAUGUUUGUCAAUAUGUCAACCAAUCUAUAUUCAUAUAUAAAAGAUUAAAUUAUUGAUGAAAAGUAUAGCGCAGUAAUACAAAGAAGGAAAUCAUAAAAAGACAUUAAUGAUGACCAAUAAUUACAAAAGUUAGUGUCUCCACAGAAUGAAUAGAGAUCCAGAUUACAGUCCGUUUAGAAAAGCGAGGCAAAUUUAUAAAAGGGGAAUACAUUAAAUUUAAACAAUAGUUCUUUAUAGUACAUUGAUAGAGAAUUCUUAUCUGGAUCUGUGAUGAAAAAUUUGGAUAACUUCAUUGCUAAAACUCCCGAAAACAAUAGCCAAGUAUCCACAAAAAAACCUUUAUAUGGAAUUAUUCAAUUUGAUAAAGCUUUUUAUAAGAAGAUACAGUUUAAUUAUUGGACUUAAGGUCUAAUCAUAUAAAUGGAGGAUGAGACUAUAGAGAAUAUUAAAACCUGUGCGAAUAAUGUUUAAAAUGGAUACAAAAUAGAAGUCACCCAAAAGUAGCUUAAUAAAUUAAUUCAAAUGAUUGAGAAUUUGGAAUAGAAGUUUAACAAUCUGCUCAGUCCUUAAAUGAAAGAGAACAAGCUGUUUAGUUAAGCAUAACUGUAAUUGUACAUGUUAAAUGUGUCGAUUCAUAAUUUUUACUAUUUUCUCUGCGAUGGUUUGGCUUCUCCAAGAUAAGAUCAAUUUAAUUUAAUCAAAUUUUUAAAAGCAAUCAAAACCAAAUUCAUUCAGGAUACAACAGUGGUCGAAAAAAGCAUAGACAUUAUCGUAUCAGAUGAUUUGAUCAAUAAGAUGAUUACUACUGAUGUCAGAUAUCUUCGAUAGAUUGUGGUCAAUUUGUUAGUUAAUAGCAUCAAAUCAUACAAAAAACCAGAUAUCUCAAACAUGGUGUAAAUACAAAUUAGUCAAAUAGCGAAUGAUGAUAUAAAAUUUGAAAUUUAUGAUAAGGCAAGUGGAUUUCCUCAACCAUUAGAUUACAAAAGAGUAAAAGAAGGCAAAUUAGGGAUAUUUAUAGUAUAAAAGUUGUUACCUUACAUGUCCAAAAAUCCCAAAUUAUAAUUUAAGACUGUGCAUUUUGAGAACAAUCAAGCAGGAUCUUCGAUUAGCUUUUUAUUACAAAGAUAAAUGAAUCCAAUUAGCAAUUCAUUACAAAAUUCUUAAAAUAAUCUACUACAAUAAGAUAGUUGUAAAUUAGCAUAAAUAGUAUAGUCUUAACUAGUAACUUAAUAAUAAGAUUUUAUAUGA